UUCUAUAUUAACAGGGUUUGGAAGGGGAGAGCGAGGUGGGAUCUUUUAGUUAUCUCGAGGUUGCAAGGCGGUGUUUGAGCAUCUGCCUCCUCUGAAAAAUGUAGGCCGUUAGCCUUAAAUUUUGCCAACAGCUUCGCUGCAUUUCUAAAUGGUCGCAUCGUAUAAUCUCAGACAUGUUUUAAAUCAAGGGCCGUAUUAAAGCGGGUGGCAGAUUGUGUACAUCAGCAGUGAUACAGCAUAUUUACAGUGGACAGCAGCAUCCACACUGGGAGCAGGACAAAAUGGCUGAUAAGAGUGACCUAAAAGCUGAACUUGAGCGCAAGAAACAGCGCCUUGCUCAAAUCAGAGAGGAAAAAAAGAGAAAGGAGGAAGAAAAAAAGAAGAAAGAGUCAGAGACACAACAGAAAGCGGAAGCUGCUCCUGAGGACUCGGAUUUGGACCGCAAGCGCAGGGAGACGGAGGCCCUCCUCCAAAGCAUUGGAAUCUCACCCGAACCUCCAUUAGUGCCGACACCAAUGUCCCCAUCAAAGUCUAUGAGCACCCCCAGCGAGACGGGCAGCCAGGACUCUGUGGAUGGAGCAGCAGCUGGCAGGACCUUGCAGUGGGACACUGACCCCUCUGUUCUUCAACUGCAGGCUGACUCUGAGCUCGGACGCCGAACGCACAGAUUGGGACCUUCUAAGAUAACUCAGGUGGAUUUCCUGCCCAGAGAGUUGGUGUCCUACUGUAAAGAGACUCAGACACCGCUAGCAGCUCAUCAGUCUGAAGAAGAUGAAGAGGAGGAUGAAGAGGUCACAGAACCGAAAGAUGGCCUAGAAACCGACCUGCAGGAGGAGGAAGAAAGCAAGGAAACAAAAGAAGGCCACCCGCGGGAGCUGACGGAGGAAGAGAAACAGCAGGUUCUGCACUCGGAGGAGUUCCUCAUCUUCUUUGACCGCAGUAUUCGUGUGAUGGAGAGAGCUUUAGCUGAGGACUCCAACAUCUUCUUCGACUACAGCGGACGAGACCUGGAGGAUAAAGAGGGAGAUCUGCAGGGCGGCUCCAGUCUCUCUCUCAGUCGCCUGUUCUAUGAUGAGCACUGGUCAAAGCAUCGGGUCAUCACCUGUCUGGACUGGUCCCCUCAGUACCCUGAGCUCUUGGUGGCCUCCUACAACAACAAUGAAGACGCUCCUCAUGAGCCAGAUGGUGUGGCUUUGGUGUGGAAUAUGAAAUUCAAGAAGACCACACCAGAGUACAUCUACCACUGCCAGUCUCCAGUGGUGUCAGUGGGUUUUGCUCGGUUUCAUCCUAACCUGUUGGUGGGUGGCACAUACUCGGGGCAGAUUGUUCUCUGGGACAACAGAAGUCACCGAAGAACGCCGGUUCAGAGGACCCCCCUGUCCGCUGCAGCACAUACACACCCAGUGUACUGCGUCAAUGUGGUCGGCACCCAGAACGCCAACAACCUGAUCACUGUGUCCACAGAUGGCCGGAUGUGUUCCUGGAGUCUGGAUAUGCUGUCACAGCCUCAGGAGAGCAUGGAGCUUAUUUAUAACAAGUCUAAACCAGUGGCUGUGACUGGGAUGGCCUUUCCCACUGGAGACGUCAAUAAUUAUAUAGUUGGCAGUGAGGAGGGGACAGUGUAUACAGCGUCCAGACAUGGCAGUAAAGCUGGCAUCUGUGAGAUGUUUGAAGGCCAUCAGGGGCCAGUGACAGGCAUCAGUUGUCACAGUGCUGUGGGCCCUGUCGAUUUCUCCCACCUCUUUAUCACCUCUUCUUUCGACUGGACUGUAAAAUUGUGGAGCACAAAGCAAAACAAGCCCCUGUACUCGUUUGAGGAUAAUGCGGACUAUGUCUACGAUGUGAUGUGGUCUCCCGUUCACCCUUCGCUCUUCGCCGCCGUGGACGGCAUGGGUCGUCUGGAUCUGUGGAACUUGAACAAUGACACUGAGGUGCCCAGCGCUAGUGUGACAAUAGAGGGAGCCCCCGCUCUGAACCGCGUCAGAUGGGCCGCUGGGGGCAAAGAGGUCGCCGUGGGAGACUCAGAGGGGCGUGUGUGGAUAUACGACGUUGGAGAGCUGGCCGUGCCCCACAGUGAGGACUGGACCCACUUCGGCCGCACACUGAUGGAGUUCCGUGCCAACCGCGGGGACGGUGAGGAGGAGGGGCCUGUGGAACUGGCCACGUAAACACGUACCCAUAAACAGGAUCAGCGUCAUCACAAACCCAGACUGAGCCUGAUGUAACACACACAAUUAGCAUGCCCACUAGUACUGUGCUGUUUACCGUUUAUCCAAAGGGACCGUUUAUCCAAAUCUAAUGAAAAAUGUGGCAUUGUUUACCAAGGCUGGGUAAAAAUACUGCAUGAUUUUUUUUAAGCGCAAACCCUACCUCGCAGCUGAUUUCAUUGGUCAACCAGUCAAGAAAAGAUCAAACUUCAUGCAUUCAGUUCAGAAAUAUCAUCAGUGGAUCUGAUCAUGACAAACCGUAAUGCUAUUUAUCCAUCUAUCUAUCAGGAUGUGCUAUACUGAGGUUAGGAUUUAGGUUGGGUUUAAAGUCAGCAUGAAAUGGAAGUUGCGAUAGUCUAUUCUUCUGAAAUGGCUUCUCAAACAAGAAAAAAUGUAGGGCGGGACUUGAUUUUGUCCAUGGGGAAUUGAUUGGAUGGUUGUGGUUUGCUAUUGCUUUGAUCUCAUGUGACAGUUUUUUCCGCCCUCACGCCAUAAAACAUCAUCAGAGAAGAGAUGUCACUGCAAGUUAUUUCAAUUAAAGAUUACGAGGGCACAUGAAUUUAAGUACAUGGAUGAACCAUUUACAAUAAAUACUCCAAUAUUCCAUAAAAAAAUAAGUCAAUUCUGAUUUCACUAUCACUUUAAAAGCGUUAGUAGCCUAUUUCAACGCAUGUAAGCAAUCAGCACUGUGAUUAACAUGACCAAUGAAAUCUGUAGAAUCGGCUGCGGGGCGGGGAUAGCAAAAAAAUAUCGGUUUUGCGAUUAUUUGCAGAUAAUUCUUAAAAUUAGUCAUUAGAUCAUUUUUUACUCAGAGGGUGUGUGUUAAUGUGGGCUAUUAGUACAGCGCUAUAUAUCUUGGAGAUGUCGCUGUGUUUAGCGGAACUAAUUCAGUCAAUUCACUCUCUAUAUUUUGCGUAAUUUACGAUGUUAGCAGGUUCCGUGUAUCAAGUUUCUCACAACGCUUUUCAGCAUCGCCAUUUCCUCACUCCUGAAUCUUCAGCGCCACGGCAAAAUAAAUCAAAUUUUACCUGAGUAAAUGUGACUGCAGUGUGUAUACUUAAUGUGAUCACUGUGUACAGCGAAAUAAUAUAAACGUCUUUCUAUUGAGUUGUCUUAACGGAAUUCACGGAAACAUACAUGAGUCGGACGUUUUAGUGAAUCAAAACACAACGCGAAUCCAAUUCCAAAAAUGAAUGACUCGAAUGAAUCAGUAUUUUCAUGAUUUAUAUAAUUUACAGCGUUAGCACAGAGUAGCAAAAUUGACAUUUUAACUGAAAUAUACCCACAUGGAUAGCAAAAAUGAGUAAAAUUGAAUCAAGUUUGCGAAUCGCCAUUUUGUUUACUGGCCAUCGUCAUUACAUAGAAUAAUGAACAGUCUUAUUAUGGAAAAGAGCUGCUUAUUUUGUGUGGAAACACACGAAAGUGAGUGAAUGACAGUUUAGGUGAACGAUCCCUUUAAUGUUGUUGCUUAUGGGUUUGUUACUUUAGCAUAAAAUUAGGUUUUAUUUCUGUGAGCUUUGUGUGCAGUUUUGUUGUGUUAGAGUUCAUUGUAUUUUAAUGUUUCGUCUCAUUUCCUUGAUAGCAUUUACUGCUAAAUCAGUCCAUAACAUGUUUGAAAAUGUGAAUUUGAAAUAACCUGCUGCUAGGAAGGCAUUUUCAACGUUGGUUGGUGGUUAUUUUUAGUAUACUUGAACAGUGUGUGUAUAUUUUUGUACUGAGCCCCCUGCAUGAAGUAUUGACAAAUUAAGUCAUGUAAUUUGGUAACUGUGUCAACAAUAGUGGCUUUCUCAUCAGUGUUACAGCAAUGCAAACAGGUAUUGUGUGCUUGCUAAAAGAUGUUUCACAUUUUAGAAAUGUUAUUGAAAACCAUAAGUGAGAAGUGUGUGGUUAAAUGAAACAAGUAUUGACAAAUAAAACAUGCUAAACCAG
Messenger RNA from Ctenopharyngodon idella (grass carp), 4136 nucleotides. RefSeq names its product cytoplasmic dynein 1 intermediate chain 1 (gene dync1i1a). Bases 282 to 2168 code for a protein of 628 amino acids. The transcript is spliced from 17 exons. Gene Ontology annotation, biological process: transport along microtubule. The record is from RefSeq and is a predicted model, not a curated record. Gene Ontology annotation, molecular function: dynein light chain binding; dynein heavy chain binding. Lineage: Eukaryota; Metazoa; Chordata; Actinopteri; Cypriniformes; Xenocyprididae. Gene Ontology annotation, cellular component: cytoplasmic dynein complex.